Myotis brandtii (Brandt's bat) is the source of this 938-nucleotide messenger RNA. RefSeq names its product GATA zinc finger domain-containing protein 1. Bases 1 to 597 code for a protein of 198 amino acids. Gene Ontology annotation, biological process: chromatin organization. Lineage: Eukaryota; Metazoa; Chordata; Mammalia; Chiroptera; Vespertilionidae. The transcript has 2 exons. The record is from RefSeq and is a predicted model, not a curated record. Gene Ontology annotation, cellular component: nucleus.
AUGGAUUCAGAUUCCAGCUCCACCACCUCCCAGAAGAGCAAGCAGGAAAUUCACAGGAGGUCUGCUCGGCUCUGCAACACCAAGUACAAGUCUGCUCCAGCUGCUGAGAAGAAAGUUUCCACUAAAGGAAAAGGGAGAAGACAUAUUUUUAAAUUAAAAAACCCCAUCAAAGCGCCUGAGUCAGUUUCCACCAUAAUCACUGCAGAAUCAAUCUUCUACAAGGGGGUAUAUUACCAAAUUGGAGAUGUUGUUUCUGUGAUUGAUGAGCAAGAUGGAAAAUCCUACUAUGCUCAGAUCCGGGGUUUUAUCCAGGACCAGUACUGUGAGAAGAGCGCAGCACUGACGUGGCUCAUCCCCACUCUUUCUAGCCCCACGGACCGAUUCGAUCCUGCAUCCUACAUCGUAGGACCAGAGGAGGAUCUUCCCAGGAAGAUGGGAUACUUGGAGUUUGUUUAUCAUGCAUUCUCUGAAUAUUUCAAGUCACUUUCAUCACCAUUUCCCACAAUUCCCACCAGACCAGAAAAGGGCUAUAUAUGGACUCAUGUUGGACCUACUCCUGCAAUAACUAUUAAGGAAACAGUUGCCAACCAUUUGUAGUUUAAAAAGUAAAACUGGAUUUCCAGUUAUUGUCUAUUCAUAUUACUACAAGAUAUGCCACAUGUUCAUUUAAUGAAAUUCUUAGAUGGAAAAAUGACUAAAAAGUUUUUCCCUACCACAUAGUAAUCAUUAGUUUAUUUAUUACUAGUCACUUGGAAAACAAAAAAGGAUAGAAAAGAAUUAAAUAUAUUUUGAAGUUAAAUGUUACAGUCUGCAUGGGUAUCUUCCCAAGGAGACCAUUAGAAACAGUGUCUAUUUUUUAUCCAUAAUUUAUUUAUAGAAACUCAUAAAAUGGAUUGUAUUUUUCUAUAAGGACAAAAUAUGAAUUAAGGUUUGGAUUU